AUGACAACUUUAAAAACUUUCGCUAAAACAAGUGCUACUGGUCAAAAAUCAACUGUAACCGACAAUUCACCACCUGUAGUACGUCAGAGACACAAAUCUGUCAUGAUAAAGAAAAGGGCCAUUAAACAACAAGUAUCUGACGACGACGAUGGAAACAAAAAUGAACCGGAGGCUUACCGUCCCCAUCCUGCUACCAAUAUCAAAAUCAAGAGAACAAAAUAUUCAACUUCUUUGGAUCCUCGAGGUUAUAUCCCUGUAUAUGAAUUUAUCAUUAACGACCAGCCAAUUAUGUGGGAUCGAGAAAAUGGAUACGUUCAUUUUACUGGUAUAUGGAAAGCCCUCGGGAAUAACAAAGCUGAUAUCGCUAGAUUAGUUGAUACACAUCCGGAUUUAGCAUCAACCAUCAAAAAAGUUAGAGGAUGA
Funneliformis geosporum is the source of this 423-nucleotide messenger RNA. The record is from the annotation of a GenBank genome assembly. NCBI's taxonomy places the organism in Eukaryota, Fungi, Glomeromycota, Glomeromycetes, Glomerales, Glomeraceae.